Molecule: messenger RNA, 3084 nt
Organism: Brugia pahangi
Lineage: Eukaryota; Metazoa; Nematoda; Chromadorea; Rhabditida; Onchocercidae
Source: the annotation of a GenBank genome assembly
AUGAAAUACGGUAACUGUGUAGGAUACGGAUUAGCAGGGAAUUAUUCAACUAACGAUGGUAAUAUGACUGUAUUUGAGGUGUCUAAUGCGGUAAAAACUGAUGAAACACCUGUGGACAAUCUUACUUCGGUGCUCAAUGCUAUAGAAAUCGAAUCACUUUGUCUUCGAAUGCACAACAAUACGGCGUUUAUGGGCAUUCAACCGUUUACACGUCUUAUGCUCUAUUCAGCUAGUGAAUGUCGCCGGAACUGUGUUGAUUUGUAUCCGAAAUGUGUCGCAGUAAUGUUUUACUAUCUACAUGAACGGGAGAAAAAUCAUAUCUGUUAUCUAUUUAGCAAAAAUAGCAUUGAUGAAGAUGUUGCUUUGGUACCAGAAAAACCGAUGAAAAAGUUAGAUAUGAUACGAUCGUUGGAAAUUGUAGCCGAUUGCCAUCAAUUCGAUCCUUUUCCACCGCUCUUCACUGAUUUCACGACCUCUACUGAUGGAGUGUCAAAAAAGAAACGAGAUGUUGGCUAUGAUAGGCCAAUUGAAACUACUGGACCCUGGUCAGCAUGGUCUGAAUGUUCGACACGAUCAGGACGACAAGUUCGAUCGCAACUCUGUGAAUAUGGCCGAAACAUUCAGCGCCGACGAUGUUCCAGCAGCGCUUCUCAUCAUGCAUUAGGUUACGGUGUUAAAAUUACUAGCUAUGCUCCAAGUAUCGAUAUCAGUAUAUCGUAUCCACCGUAUCCAUAUCAGCACCCUGAUGUCAGUUCUGAUGAAUAUAAGAGAAUAAUGAGUGCACACAGUAAACAAAUGGCACAAUCAUGCUGCUACUGGCAAGAUUAUUUUCGGCAAAAAACAAAUCUGGCCAAUGGUCACAAAAUGCAGAUUCAACAACAACUUGGAGUUAGAGAUGGUUGUCCAACAACAUGUUCAACUUCUACCCAAUCGAAACUUCAACCACUACCUUAUAGUCAACCGCAACCCCAAGCACCAGUUUAUGGUCCGCAACCCCAACUACCAGUUUAUGGUCCGCAACCUCAACCAUCAGUUUAUGGUCUGCAACCCCAAGCACCAGUUUAUGGUCCGCAACCCCAAGCACCAGUUUAUGGUCCGCAACCCCAAGCACCAGUUUAUGGUUCGCAACCCCAAGUACCAGUUUAUGGUCCGCAACCUCAAUUACCAGCUGAUGUUCAGGCACCAAUAAGCGUAUGGUCAAGUUGGUCAGAAUGGUCAUUUUGUUCUGCGACAUGUGGAAUUGGUAUGAUACAGCGAUAUCGUAUUUGUAAUACAGGACAAUGUAAGGGUGAAAAUGUUGAGUGGCGUACAUGUCACCAAACUGUCCCAUGUGUAGCAAGCUGGGCUGACUGGACGUCAUGGAGUAGUUGCAGUGCAACAUGUGGAAUGGGUGAGAAGACACGAUCACGUUACUGUUAUCUUGGUGCGAAUUACUGUACCGGCUCCGAUCACGAAGUAACACCAUGUGAAACGGCACCAUGCCCAGGAUGGGGUCAGUGGGAGUCAUGGUCAUAUUGUUCAGUAACAUGCGGUACUGGUAUCAAAAGGCGCACACGUAUUUGCAAUGGCGAUAAAUGCAUUGGAGACACUUACCAAGAAACUCACUGUUACCAAGAACAAUGUGAGGGCUGGUCUGAAUGGCAAGAAUGGUCAGCUUGUUCGGUGUCAUGCGGAGAAGGGGUCAUCAUUAGGGAACGUGUUUGCAUGGGGCGUAAUUGCAUCGGUGAAAGUAGUGAGCAGAAUAUAUGCGUGGAGGAAGCGUGCUCAACGUGGCAAGAAUGGGGUGAAUGGUCGACAUGUUCAGCAAAGUGUAAUUUCGGGAUAUCAACGCGAAGGCGUUUAUGUCAUGGGAUUUUCUGUCCCGGAAAGCGAAUGGAAGUAAUGCCAUGUCAUGCCGGUCGAUGCGCAAUGUGGUCAACAUGGCAAGAAUGGUCCGAGUGCUCGGUAACAUGUGAUAGCGGAAUACAACAGCGAUAUCGCAACUGCAUCGGUGACAAUUGUAUGGGAAGUACUGAGGAUAUAAAGUAUUGUGAAACUGGAAUAAGUUGUCCACAAUGGACAAAAUGGACAGCAUGGUCAAGAUGUAGUCACGAUUGUGGAAUUGGUGAACGAGUACGAUAUCGAGAAUGUUCCUCGGCGGGUGAACCAACUGAUAGUUGUGAAGGUCAAAAAUCGGAAACUGCGGUAUGCCUGGAACGAUUAUGCUGUGAGUGGACUGCUUGGACAAGUUGGACACCGUGUAGCCAUAUGUGCGGUACCGGACGUAGCUCACGGACAAAAAUGUGCUUAAGACUUGGCUAUGAACAGGAUGAUUCCAGCUGCACUGGUCAAUGUUACGGUAAUUCUCGUGAGGAUAAGACUUGCAGUGAGCAAAUAUCUUGUGCAACACCUACCUAUCCACCAGUAUGCGUUCGGGUAACCGGCUACACACCGGGUUUACCUAGUACUGCUGUUGCACCUAGUACAGAUGGAUCUUGUCCACCUGGUUAUGUUCUUGCUCCUGGUCUCUCUGGUUAUAUUCCUACAUCUAUUACACCUGGUUAUACUCCUACAUCUAUUACACCUGGUUAUAUUCCUGCAUCUAUUACAUCAGGUUACACUCCUGGAAUAAGUGCUUCUGGUUACGUUUCAGCACCUGAUACACCAGAUUACACUGUUGUGCCAACUGCUGCCGGUUACGUUCCUUCACCAAGUGUUCCUGGUUACUUCCCUCCACCUUCAACAUCUGGUUACCCUGCUGCACCAGGAGUUUCUGGAUAUGUUUUUGUGCCUGGCACGCCAGAUUACGUUGUUGCAUCAUAUGCUCCUGGUUACGUUACACUACCAAGUGCUCCCGGUUACGUUCUUCCCCGAAGUGCUCCUGGUUACUUUCUUACACCUUCCGGUUACGCUAUGCCAGCCGGUAUAUUUAUCGAAGUUAGAUGUCAUUGGGCUGAAUGGUACCAAUGGUCGGCAUGCGAAAAAACAUGUUAUCAUCACGUCAAACGUCGAACCAGGCAUUGUAUCGGCGAAGAUGAGUGCAUGUGUAGUGGUGAUGCACAGGAGGAGAUAAAUUGCUUAUUGCCACCGGAAUGCAAAAUUUAA